AUGUGGACCUACAUGAUGGCAGCGGCCCGAGGUGACCGGGCAAUGUCAUCGAUAUCGUCACGUCAUCAGAGCAAUCGGAAUGAGUUUGACUCACCAAGCAUUUACCACUUUAACCGAGUGCAACGACCACUGUACAACACGACGCACCGAGCGCCCCAGCUGUCCAAUGGGCCCGUCAGCAUCAGUACGACUCCGUUCGGGAGCAACACCAUCUACCAGAGCUACAUGCCGCCGACCGCUUCGCUCGACAGCUUCAACAGUGUGGCUACGAACCCGAGCUUUUCGACUGCGGGCGGUACGCCACCGGUCGCAACGACCACCGGAAGUGGCGCUGGGGCUCAGAGCGUGGCCACGCCCGGCGUGGCUUAUCCGUUCACGACGCGUAACCGGCCCGAGGUAGCUACGGACUUGCCGGCCACACCGAAGAACAACCAUCUCGGGCAGGCUGUGAUAGAGAGCGAACGGAGUGACUUUCAGGAACCAUCUUCCGGGCAGCGAGGCAAGCUUUCGUCCUUGCGCCGCUCGCUGAACGCGCUCCGCUGUAGGAUAUCGAAACGGGGCCGCUCGAAGCCGCCCGACCAAUUUCUGGACAAAUUUUCCGCCGCCUCCGCCACCUCCGACACCCGCCUGCACCAAGCGGGGUGCGUUGCGCCUCAGGCCGUCCCCUCUGACGGCGUCUGCAGCCGGCUUUCGGUCGAUCCGUCCCUUCCGUCGCACUAUCGGUGGCUGUCCGUGGUUUCGCUGGCUGUACUGUACAAUAUCGUAUUUGUGAUAGGACGAGCGGUCUUCUGGGAGCUGAACAAACAAGCCUCGGUACUGUGGUGGAUCCUAGACUAUCUGUGUGAUUUCAUCUACUUGACCGACACGCUGGUGCACUGUCAUGAGGGCUACCUGGAACAGGGACUGCUGGUGCGAGACGCGCCCAAGCUGCGAAAGCACUACUUCUCCAAGCAGCGCUGGUGGCUCGACGUCGUCUCGAUGCUACCGACCGACCUGGCCUACAUUUGGUGGGCGCCGAGUUCCUGCGCCGCCACCCGGCUGCCGUGUCCAAUUAUAGUUAGAAUUAAUAGGUUACUGCGUCUUCCAAGAAUGUGGGAAUGGUUCGAUCGGACGGAAACGGCCACCGGCUACCCGAACGCCUUUAGGAUAUGUAAAGUUGUUUUAGCUAUUUUAGUACUCAUCCACUGGAACGCGUGUCUGUACUUCGCCAUCAGCUACGCGCUCGGCUUCAGCACCGACAACUGGGUGUACAACAUCAACGGCCCGAAGAACCUGACCCUGUCGCGGCAGUACAUCUACAGCUUCUACUGGUCCACGCUCACGCUGACGACGAUCGGUGAAACACCGACACCGGAGAACGAUGCCGAGUAUCUGUUCGUCGUGGCGGACUUUCUUGCCGGUGUGCUCAUCUUCGCCACCAUCGUCGGAAACAUCGGUUCGAUGAUAUCGAACAUGAACGUAACACGGGUCGAGUUCCAGAACCGGAUGGACGGUGUCAAGCAAUACAUGGCCUUCCGGAAGGUGGGCGGCGAGCUAGAGGCGAGGGUGAUCCGAUGGUUCGCGUACACUUGGGCGCAAAGUGGUGCGUUGGAUGAGGAGCGAGUGUUGGCCGCGCUGCCGGACAAGCUGAAGGCCGAGAUUGCGAUACGCGUACAUAUGGACACGCUGCGGCAGGUCCGCAUCUUCCAGGAUUGCGAGCCGGGCCUGCUGGAGGCGCUUGUGUUGAAGCUGAAACUGCAGGUGUUCAGCCCGGGUGACUACAUCUGCCGGAAGGGUGACGUUGGCAAAGAGAUGUACAUUGUGAAGCGGGGCAGUUUGUCCGUGGUGGCCGACGAUGGUAUUACGGUGCUGGCUACGCUUGGAGCUGGCUCGGUGUUCGGGGAGGUUUCGGUGUUGGAAAUUGCGGGAAAUCGUACCGGCAACCGUCGAACGGCGAACGUGCGCUCGAUCGGUUACUCCGAUCUGUUCUGUUUGGCGAAGCGCGACCUCUGGGAAACGCUGGCGGACUAUCCGGAGGCGCGGGCCUCGCUGACCGAGCGUGGGUGUCAAUUAUUGCGAAAAGAUGGCCUGCUAGAUGAGGCGGUCUUUGCCAAUGCCCAGCAAACGCAGGACUCGCUCGAAAGUGGUGUGGCUCGGUUGGAACAGACGGUGGAGAACCUGAACCUGCGGCUGGCUCGCCUGCUGGCCGAAUAUUCCGCGAGCCAAGCGAAACUGAAGCAGCGCAUCUCGAAACUCGAGGACAGGACACAAAAGUCGCCCACAAGCCGGGCCGAAGCGAAGGCUCACCUCCAACUUCAGCAACUGCAGCAUCCGGGCUCAUCGGCAUCCGGAACCGGGCGGCUCCGGGCACAACGACGCAAAUCGCACUCGUCAACGACGACAACGUCGAUGGGAGUGGCCGGACAGGGGACGACGAGCGGGGACGAGUCCUUAACGACGGUGACAGCGUCCGGGGCGACACCGACGGGCCAACCGGGUAGUGGGUUGGCGUGUAGUGGCAACGGUGGACCAGCCCGACAGAAUACGUUAUGA
Molecule: messenger RNA, 2532 nt
Organism: Anopheles nili
Lineage: Eukaryota; Metazoa; Arthropoda; Insecta; Diptera; Culicidae
Gene: CngA
Product: cyclic nucleotide-gated cation channel subunit A
Exons: 12
Coding region: 1-2532 (843 amino acids)
Biological process (GO): monoatomic cation transmembrane transport
Cellular component (GO): plasma membrane; intracellular cyclic nucleotide activated cation channel complex
Molecular function (GO): cGMP binding; intracellularly cGMP-activated cation channel activity; intracellularly cAMP-activated cation channel activity
Source: RefSeq, a predicted model, not a curated record